Molecule: messenger RNA, 1875 nt
Organism: Theobroma umbraticum
Lineage: Eukaryota; Viridiplantae; Streptophyta; Magnoliopsida; Malvales; Malvaceae
Gene: RPT5A
Product: regulatory particle triple-A ATPase 5A
Molecular function (GO): ATP hydrolysis activity; ATP binding
Source: RefSeq, a predicted model, not a curated record
UCCCUCUCAGAGUCUCUCCAUUUCUUCGAAAACAAGUUUGAGAACUAUAAAGUAAUAGAAACCCAUAAAUCUUUCAAUUUUUCUCUGUCUUUUACCUUUCAUUUUCGUUCUAAUUCGACUGCUUCUUUGUUUCUGUGAUCGAUCUUUGGAUCAAAUUCGCCGUUGAUUCAAGAACCGUCACCGAUGGCGACCGCCAUGGUAGAAGAUUCGAACUUUGAAGAGGACCAGCUGGCGUCGAUGACCACUGAGGACAUCGUCAGAGCUUCCCGUCUUCUCGAUAACGAGAUUCGAAUCCUCAAGGAGGAGAUGCAGAGGACAAAUCUCGAGUUGGAUUCAUACAAGGAGAAGAUUAAGGAGAAUCAGGAGAAGAUUAAGCUUAACAAGCAGUUGCCUUACUUGGUCGGCAACAUUGUUGAGAUAUUGGAGAUGAAUCCUGAGGAUGAGGCAGAGGAGGAUGGUGCCAAUAUUGAUCUUGACUCACAGAGGAAGGGUAAAUGUGUUGUGCUGAAAACCUCUACUCGUCAGACUAUCUUUCUACCUGUGGUUGGGCUUGUUGACCCCGAUAAGUUGAAACCUGGUGAUUUGGUUGGAGUCAAUAAAGACAGUUACUUGAUAUUGGAUACCCUGCCUUCAGAGUACGAUUCUCGAGUAAAGGCUAUGGAGGUUGAUGAGAAACCAACUGAGGACUACAAUGAUAUUGGUGGCUUGGAGAAGCAGAUCCAAGAACUAGUUGAGGCCAUUGUGUUGCCCAUGACUCAUAAAGAGAGGUUUCAAAAGCUAGGCAUUCGUCCACCUAAGGGAGUGCUCUUAUAUGGGCCUCCUGGUACUGGAAAGACUUUGAUGGCUCGUGCUUGCGCAGCACAGACAAAUGCCACAUUUCUGAAGCUAGCAGGCCCACAACUGGUUCAGAUGUUCAUUGGAGACGGAGCAAAACUUGUUCGUGAUGCCUUUCAGCUUGCAAAGGAAAAAUCACCAUGCAUCAUUUUUAUAGAUGAAAUUGAUGCAAUUGGCACAAAGCGUUUUGAUAGUGAAGUGAGUGGAGAUAGGGAGGUGCAACGAACAAUGUUGGAAUUGCUUAACCAGCUUGAUGGCUUUAGCAGUGAUGAACGUAUUAAGGUGAUAGCGGCAACUAACCGAGCUGAUAUCCUUGACCCUGCUCUGAUGCGUUCUGGUCGAUUGGAUCGUAAAAUUGAGUUCCCACAUCCCAGUGAAGAAGCUAGAGCUCGAAUCCUUCAGAUCCACUCAAGGAAAAUGAACGUUCACCCAGAUGUCAAUUUUGAAGAACUUGCUCGAUCUACUGAUGAUUUCAAUGGAGCACAACUAAAAGCUGUUUGUGUGGAGGCAGGCAUGCUUGCUCUUCGCCGUGAUGCAACUGAGGUGAACCAUGAAGAUUUCAAUGAAGGUAUCAUUCAGGUUCAAGCUAAGAAGAAGGCAAGCUUAAAUUACUAUGCAUAAGUGGGACGGAGCAUUUCACUGUGAAGAAGGGACCUUUUGAGCCAAUGUCAAGGGGGUGGCUGAGCAGUUUACAGUCUGAGAGAAGGUGCCUUUCAAGCCAAGUCCAGGAGGUGGCUUCUUCAUGCUGAGAAUUUGUUUAUACACGUACUUGACUGCCCAGCUGUUUUGGGCUAGGCUUUUCUUUCUUCUGCAGUUCAUUUUAUUUGAACCCUGCUAUACUCAGGUUGUUUAGCAACAGAUUAAGAAAAAAGGCUGACUUGGGACAUCCCGAAAUCUUUUUUAUGCCAAUGUCUCUGGUUACUGAAUUCUGAUGCCCAUGCAUGGAGGAUGUGUAGUGAAAGGAAUGUCUUAAGUGCAUUAGAUAAAAUAUUUAAUGUGACCGUACUCUCAUUAUUAAAAUCUGAAAAGGUUUUUUCUAUA